Adineta ricciae is the source of this 486-nucleotide messenger RNA. NCBI's taxonomy places the organism in Eukaryota, Metazoa, Rotifera, Eurotatoria, Adinetida, Adinetidae. The record is from the annotation of a GenBank genome assembly.
AUGACUGUGAUUGAAUCACAUUUACUUUUAUCUCACCUUUUGUCAUUAUUCAUCGUUCUCUGCAUUGAAAUCAAUUCGAUAUUUUCAACGUGCGAUAUGACAUCGAAACAAUUAGAAGCUGCUUCAUCGACGUAUUUACGAUUGAAAAAUGAGCGUGGUCAUUGGCAUGGUCAAGAUCAUAAUCCUGCCAUCGAUAAUUUCGAAGGUGAACGUCAUUUAGCCAUGAUUGAAUUACAAAAAGCUUUAGGACAAUCAGGAACAUCUGCUGAUGAUAUCAAACGUUUGAUGGGUGAACCCACGAAGAUCCUUGAUCAGCCUAAUGACGUUCUCUUACACGAACUCAAACGUCACAAUGAAAACUAUCGAUACCCACAGGAUACGAAAAUCUGGGUUUACGAAUGGCGUGGGAAUCACGACUUUGUAUAUUUUCUUGUAUCGAAAGAUAAUAAAGUCAUCGAAUCGGACUGGUAUCAAGCACUCGAAUGA